AUGACGGACGUAACCUCUUCGCUCCGCCCGUCGUCGCGCCAGGGCUCCCCGGUGCCGCGCCGGCAGCUCGGCAUUCUGCCUGUGAACCAGCGCUCCUACUCGCGUGUGGGCUCCAAGGGCAUGAUUGGCGACGACUCGCCGCUCAUGUCACCCUUGCCCUACUAUCCGCGUCGUCGCAGUGUCACCUUUGCCGGUGACCAGAGCGUGAGAGAGGAGCGACCCAACUACAACGCCGCAUAUUCCGCUUCGGCUCCCGUUUCCCCGGCGCGUCACGGCUCACCGCCGCCGGUCUCCAUCCUCAAGUCGAACUUGUCGUUUCCGGCGGCAGAGGAGGAAGACAGCGGCGCUGCGCCGGCGUACCAGGCUGCUGCGGCCACAGUGAGUGGUGUCUUGGACCGCAAGGACCGCGCGCGCAACUCUCCGGUGCCGGUGCGCGGCCGCUCCAAUAGUCGUCAGCGCCUUGCGGCGCGGCGCAAGGAGGCGCAGCUGCAUCGCAGCUUCUACGAUGACAGCUUCGUGGAGGAGUAUGUGCUACGAGCCAAGACGGAGCUGGAGGAGGAGGAGGCAGAGCAACGCCGAAUGCAGGAGCAGCUGAGGGCCGAACAGGAGAGGGCGAAGAGGGCAGAGCGCCGCGUCUCGGAGGCAACGGAGAAGAUCAACGCCCUGCAACACGCGAAAGAGGUGCUGAUGGCGGCCACGGUGCGCCGCCACACCUCUGUGACGCCGUCUCCGCAGCGUGCGCCUGCCGAAAAAUCGAAGCGCAACUCCAGCCUUUUGCGGGAGCUCGAAGAGGACCCCGACCCAGAGGUGCAGGCAGCGCUGAAGGAGCUCGCACGCAACUCCAUGGCGAAGCAACAGAGUCGCGUUCACUCUUCUGCCCAUCAGCGUCGUCGGUCGAUAUCCAUUGUCUCCGCCGACGCCCUCGCGAAGAGCGGCGAGGACGAAGACGGUGACGACAACGACACCCGCAAGCGCGCGCGUCUAGAGAAGAUCGUCUCCACGCUGCUUGCGAAGAAGGCCAAGAGCAAGAGCAAGCGUAGCGUGAUGGUUAUCGACUGGUCCGAUCUCGACUCCGACGCCGACGGCAACACCUCGACCACUGAUGAGGAUGGGGAGGAGACUGCGGUGGGCCUCAAGCGACAACGCGGCCGCCCUGCCAAGAGCCGCAGUAUAGCGUUGGGGACCGAGGCGACACUGGUGUCAUCGGCGAAGCAUGUACAGAAGCCGUCCACGAAGCGCGCAGCCUCGUCCCGUAAGCGCCAUGUCAGCGCAGAGCCGGAGUUGGGCGAUUCGCUUCUUUUUGAGGAUGAAGCGGAGCAGCCGAUUUUGCUUCCUCGCCGGCAGAACACGCGACCGGCUCCGACUCGGUCUAUCUCGUACAUCGAAAUGGGUGGCGACGAUGACCUGCUGAGGGAUGCUUCCAGCGUUGAGCGUGUGGUGCGGCGACCACCUCGUGCCACGCGCGCACCGGCCACGCGGCAGCGCCGCGGCCGUCUUGCAUCUACUAGCACCCGCGAAGGUGCAGAGGUCAUGUCGUCUUUCACAGGCACCACCGCCUUGCGAGGACGUGCGUCGCAGCCACCAGCCGCGCCGACAGGGGGCCCGACCGGCGUCCCGCCUCGCCGGCGCCGCGGGUCCGUCCAGCGCGCAGACCCCAAUGAUCCCAUGGCCGUUUUUUUUGAGGCUGCCUUUCCGAGUCCUUCGAAGUUUGACGAGAUGAUGAUGCAGGCUGGCGGCCUGCCAGAGACCCGUCGUGGCGGCGGUGGCGGCGGGCGAGGACAGGGACGGCAUCCCAACUUGGUGCUGCCUAGCUCCAUUGGACGCCGCCGCUGA
Leishmania mexicana MHOM/GT/2001/U1103 is the source of this 1833-nucleotide messenger RNA. RefSeq lists its product as hypothetical. NCBI's taxonomy places the organism in Eukaryota, Euglenozoa, Kinetoplastea, Trypanosomatida, Trypanosomatidae. The coding region runs from base 1 to 1833 and encodes 610 amino acids. The record is from RefSeq and is a predicted model, not a curated record. The transcript has a single exon.